Closterium sp. Naga37s-1 is the source of this 753-nucleotide messenger RNA. The record is from the annotation of a GenBank genome assembly. NCBI's taxonomy places the organism in Eukaryota, Viridiplantae, Streptophyta, Zygnematophyceae, Desmidiales, Closteriaceae.
AUGGCUCGCGUCUCGCUCUUCGUGCUCCUGGCCUUAGUCCUAGCCUUGGCCGUCUCCUACGUCCCUACUGCUUCAGCUUUCAACGCUGCAGGGUCGAUUCGUCUCGGUCUUUCCAAAAUCUUCCUUCCUCACCGGGCGCCGGAUGGUCCCAUACCUUCGUCUUCAUGCAAGAACAUCGAGUGUCCGGCGUACCAGUUAGUGCACGAAGAGUCGGACUUCCAGAUUCGCCGCUACAGGAGCAGCGUCUGGGCCGAGACGGACCCUAUUAACGAAGUGUCUUUCAAGAAGGCCGUUUACGCCGGCUUCCACAGGCUGUUUCAGUACAUUCAAGGUCGCAACGAGGAUGGCGUCACCAUCCCCAUGACUGCUCCCGUGCUCACAACCAUCAAACCCUCCGGCGGUCCCUUCUGCGCCUCCACCUUCCUCGUCCGCUUCCUCGUUCCCAAGAGCUUCGCCGAGAAUCCCCCCAAGCCGGCUUCCUCCCUCAACCUGCACAUCCGUCGCGCGCCGUCGCUCUGCGUCGCCGUGCGAGCCUUCUCCGGAUUCGCGACGGAUUUUAAUGUUGCACAGGAGGCGGCGAAUCUUGGCGACAGCCUGGCGAGUACCGCAUGGGCGAAUGUUACUGCAGCGUUGGGAGGCGAGGCGUACAGCAUUGCGGAGUAUAACUCGCCGUUCGAGCUGAUUGGACGGGUGAACGAGAUUUGGGUGCCGUUUAGGGAGGCUGACGGGGAGCAGGAUAAGUGCACUCCAUAG